Molecule: messenger RNA, 1562 nt
Organism: Phanerochaete carnosa HHB-10118-sp
Lineage: Eukaryota; Fungi; Basidiomycota; Agaricomycetes; Polyporales; Phanerochaetaceae
Exons: 1
Coding region: 86-1432 (448 amino acids)
Source: RefSeq, a predicted model, not a curated record
CAGAGGCACCAUUCCUCAUAGCACUCAUGCGUUAACGUACACAAAAUGGAGUUUAGGCGAUUCUAUCGCACUGGCGCAAACGGCCAUGGAAGUCGAUCCCCGCCAUCCGAAUCCACGGCUACCGCAGGAGCUCCUCGAUAACAUCGUCAAUUUCUUACAUGAUUCUCCCAAUACUCUCUCGACUCUCUCUCUUACAUCAAGACGCCUUCAUUUCACUGCUCGCCGGUCACUCUUCCGUUCGCCCACCAUCAACACUUCGCAAGCGCCUCUCGUAUCCUUUCUUCGAAUUCUGCGCGAGGCCCCUUUGCAUGUGAGGUUCUACGUCGAGAACCUCACCCUUGUUCUGGAAAAUACGAUAGAUCGCGACCAUGACUCCCCGGAGUCCGUGACGCCGCUUUUGAUCGCUUCCCUUCUCCAGCUGCUCCCUAACCUUUGCUCGCUGACCCUUGACAGGGUCUUGGCACUGCACGAAAUUGACUUAGAUGGAGGGCCCGGGCAGCGAGCAACGCACAACCUGGAGCGACUAUCCCUAGCCGGAAUGAGGACGCUGGUCGCAGAUGUAUUCCGCGACUACCUUCCGGACUUUUUGCUACCCGGCAGCCAGGACUCCCUCAUCAGCGACAUUAUGAACGACUCUCCCUAUGUUCCUCAUGUAGAGAGCACGCCGCGAGCACUCACACUACCCGAUUCUCCUCACAACCUUGCCAUCACUCAUAUACGGAUUGACACGCCCCCACCUCCGCACAACUGGCUGCAGGCGUUCGCGCGCACGGGGAUAAUGCCAAGUUUUGUUUCUUCACUGCAGUCUCUAGACGUGUCUUGCCGGUGUGGCCUCGAGGCUGGCCACAUAGGCAACUUCCUGCGACUUGCCGGGCCUACUCUCCUGCGACUCGGCUGCCGCAUACACCCCAAUGUUGUGGUGGAGACGAUCGGUUAUGGCCGCACCUUCGACCACGUAGUUCAAUAUUUGGCUAUUCGCGAUAGCUGUCCCAUACUCCAGACCAUCGUUGUGCGAUUCUCUGCGCACAAGUUCGAAAACCUCGGCCCGGCACUGUUCGACCUUCUCGCCUCACUUCUCGCACAGCUGCCGGAGUCCGUUCGUUCAUUCGUUCUUGAGCUUGACCUGGGCCAUGACAUCGCGCGUGCGGGUGCUCCCGUUUGGGACACUAUGCGGGGCGAGUGGGUAAGGCUCAAGGACGUGCUCGAGCGUGUUGGGGUUGUGCGCCUUGAGCUCAUUUGGCGAUAUUCUCUGAAUGGAUUAGGUGUCACGGAGGAGUUUUCAAGCAUGGUGCUUCGGAUUUGCCAAAUAGAAUCGCCGGGUUUAUGCGCAGCGACGCCUUCACAUUGGUGUCUUACUGGGAGAUAUACUGACCAGCAUUGUAGACUGUUGUUUGAUAGUUUCGUUUCAUUUACUUCACCCGUAGCUAAUUAAACUGCAUUACAGAAUAUACGCGCCUGUGAUUUGUGCUUGCAAGUAUUUGAGACAUUCUGGAAGCGACGAGAACUCUUCAGCACGUGUAAGCCGGCCGCAGGGUCCUGUUAUGGAUGCGAUGCGUUAUCGC